Molecule: messenger RNA, 5439 nt
Organism: Oncorhynchus kisutch (coho salmon)
Lineage: Eukaryota; Metazoa; Chordata; Actinopteri; Salmoniformes; Salmonidae
Product: calcium homeostasis modulator protein 5-like
Exons: 2
Coding region: 418-1350 (310 amino acids)
Cellular component (GO): plasma membrane
Molecular function (GO): monoatomic cation channel activity
Source: RefSeq, a predicted model, not a curated record
GUUCAGUCACUGCUAUUUUAUUACCUACGCAUAGGAAAGGAGGGGGAGUGACAGAGAAGGACAUUUAGAAGGAAGAAAUACAUAUCAGGGUGGGGUUUGAGAGUUGGAGAAUGCAGACAACCUCACUGGAUUAAGUGGGUGGGGAACAGAGAUACAGUGAGGAGAAGAGGGAGGAGUUGGUGAGGAGGAAGAGUGAAAGAGAAAGAACAGGAAGGAGGGAAAGGGAGGGGCAGAAAUAGGCUCAGAAGAACUUCAGUGUGUUUUGUCUCCGCCUCAAACAGCACAGGGAGUGGAGUGAGUGUUGGGAGACGCAACCGUUUGCGUCUAAACUAUUUCACCGCUGUCUUCUAAUUCUCCAUUCUCUUUGCAUUAUUUUGUUUUUUGCGGAGCGUGCGUGACAAACCCCUCAGCGACAACAUGGAUAACUUCCAGACCGUCCUGCGCUUUUUCAUGAACCAGAAGGCCACUAUUGGCUACAGCUUCAUGGCUAUCCUGACCAUCGGGGGAGAGCGAAUCUUCUCCAUGGUCUCAUUCCAGUGCCCCUGCAACCACGACCAGAACUUUGCAUACGGCCUGACCUUCCUGUUGGGCCCGGGCCUGGUGCUUCUGGUGCUGGGUCUUUUCUUCAGCAGCAGGCUGUGGCGCCUCUAUACUGGCUGUUGCCUAAACCCCAUUAAGCUAUGCCCCAGGGGCAACUGUUUCGGCUGCCUCAAAGUGUUUGUCAAAAUCUUCUCCGGUGCCUGUGUGGCCCCUAUCAUGUGGCUGUGUGUGGCACUGUUGAACGGGACCUUCUACGAGUGUGCCGUCAGCGGGCUGGAUGAUAACCUGGUGGUGGAUCUGUUCUGUAAAAACAAGACCUUGAUGUGCCGGGAGGAGUUGGCCCGCGUGCCCUGCAGCAAGUCCAAGCUACCCAGCGACGAGAACAUGGAACUGUUGCUCAUGUUCCGCGCUCAGUCACAGAUACUGGGCUGGUGUAUUAUCAUCAUUUCAGCCGUUCUAGGGCUCCUCGGGACCUGCUACACAAACUGCCGCUCAAAGGUCAGCUACCUGCAGCUCACCUUCUGGAAGCGCUACGUAGAAAAGGAGAAGGAGCAGUUUGACACAUUCGCUAUGGAGUAUGCAUCCAAGCUGGCCGAGAGGAACCUAAAGAGCUUCUUUGAGAACCGUGACCCGGAGAUAUUCCCAUUCCCCAACCACAAGGCCUGGGAGGAGAUCUCAGCCCUCUACACCUUCUCCAAGAGUGAGCAGUGCUACAGCACUCUGCAGAGGUAUGUGGAGCGUGAUGACCGAGACUACAGCCCUGAGAAAAGACCAGUCAUGGAGCUGGAGCACGGCAUAGAGAUGGGCUGAGAGAGGGGCAGACAAUGGCAGAGUAUGAAUUAUAGUAUAUCCUAUUUGUUUUACCUUUAUAAAUGGCAUGUAGUAAAUGCAGUAGAUUUAACUCACAGACUGAGAAGAAGCGUUGUUGCCUGCAUUUCCCCCAAAGCACUGACAUAUACACAGAGCACCAUUCAGAUAGUUAUUACCAGUGACACAGCAGUGAUUUACCAAAGAAUGCAACCAUUGCAGAAGUGGUGAAACAGUAGGGCUUCUUGUCUGCUGGAACCCACAGUUCGUGAAUGGUCAUGAACACUAGCUGAUGCAAUGUCCCUGUCAUAACAAACACUUUGAUUUGACAAAGUCUCCUCUACCUCUCUUUGACAUGCCUUUGAAGCGUUUCAUUCACUUUACUGGUACAUAAUGGUAGGAGAGCUAUUGUAAUUGUAUAGUUUUAAUUGGGUAUUUUGUGUGUAAUAUUGCACCACAAUAUGAAUGCUACAUGAAUGACAGAGUUGUACCAUGCAAUUUGCUUGAAAUGUUUACCCAACUCAAUGUUUACAUUAUUAUGACAACCUGAGCACCAUAAAGUGUCUUUCUAUGGCAGUACAAGCGAAGCUUGUAUUUUAUGUUAAUUUGGGAAUAACUCUGCCAUUACUACCGUCCUGUUCAAUUAUUGACGUCAAUAGUAGUCAAUAACUCACACAUUAAGAGGUAAUAAAUCAUGUAUGACAUACGGGAUAUUCUCACUGGAUUCUACAAAAAAAAUUGUUGAACCUGUUUAUUUAUUUUUGUUCUCCUUUCUCCUAACAUCUGUAAAAUCCCUACCAUGUAAUGUGUAAGCACUAAAUUAACAUGUACAUAGAACAUUAUUUGGACAUGUUGUAUCAUGCCUGAUAAAAAAACAUUUUAGGGUGGUGAGUUUGUGUGUAAAAACGGUCCAUAUUCCACCAUGUUUGACUAAGAGGGGGAGAAUGCAGCCAUAUCGGUGUAGUUAUAGUACCUUCAGAAAGUAUUCAUACACCAUUACUUGUGCCACAUUUUGUUGUGUUACAGUCUGAAUUACAAAUGGAUUCAAUUGAUUUUGUUUCUCACCCGUCUACACACAAUACCCCGUAAUGACAACAUAGAAAUGUUUGUAAAUGUACUGAAAAUGUAAUACAGAAAUAUCUCAUUUGCAUACGGUACCAGUCUCAAGUUUGGACACCUACUCAUUCAAGGGUUUUUCCUUAUUUUUUACUAUUUUCUACAUUGUAUAAUAAUAGUGAAGACAUCAAAACUAUGAAAUGUAAUAAAAACAAGGGCUUCGGGGGAACACAUAGUCCAGGUAGCCAUUUGAUUACCUGUUCAGGGGUCUUAUGGCUUGGGGGUAAAAACUGUUGAGAAGCCUUUUUGUCCUAGACUUGGCACUCCGGUACCGCUUGCCAUGCGGUAGUAGAGAGAACAGUCUAUGACUGGGGUGGCUGGGGUCCUUGACAAUUUUUAGGGCCUUCCUCUGACACUGCCUGGUGUAGAGGUCCUGGAUGGCAGGCAGCUUAGCCGCAGAUGUACUGGGCCAUACGCACUACCCUCUGUAGUACCUUGCGGUCAGAGGCCGAGCAAUUGCCGUACCCGGCAGUGAUGCAACCAGGCAGGAUGCUCUCGAUGUUGCAGCUGUAGAACCUUUUGAGGAUCUCAGACCCCAUGCCAAAUCUUUUUAGUUUCCUGAGGGGGAAUAGGCUUUGUCGUGCCCUAUUGACAACUGUCUUGGUGUGUUUGGACCAUUCUAGUUUGUUGUUGAUGUGGACACCAAGGACCUUGAAGUUCUCAUUGGGUGCCCAUAAAACUGCUGCAUUUCUUCCGGCGCCAUUUUAAAUUCAGGUUGUAACCCAACAAAAUGUGGAAAAGCAAAGGUGUGAAUACUUUCUGAGACACUGUAGGUGUACGUGUUUAGACCUGCCUUCUCAGACAACCGAGGGCCUCAGGCGCCAAGUGCCUCUCAUCUCAGCUCUCUAUUACGUCAUGUAUAACUUCCAUAACCUUUGGCUGCUUUGUUUCCUCAGUCUUGGAAGAUCAGAAAGCUAUUUAAUUAAAAACAAUCUGAAAAGUAGCUAUAUACUGAGUGUACAAAACAUUAAGGACACCUUCCUAAUAUUGAGUUGUACAGCCUCAAUUCAUUGGGGCAUGGACUCUACAAGGUGUCGCAAGCGUUCUACAAGGAUAACGGCCCGUGUUGACUCUAAUGCUUUCCCACAGUUGUAUCAAGUUGGCUGGAUGUCCUUUGGGUGGUGGACCAUUCUUGAUAUACACAGGAAACUGUUGAGCAUGAAAAUCCCAGCAGCAUUGCAUUUCUUGACACAAACCGGUGUGCGUGGCACCUAUUACCAUACCCCGCUCAAAGGCACUUAAAUCUUGUGACUUGCCCAUUAACCCUCUGAAUGACACACUUACACAAUCCACGUCUCAAUUGUCUCAAGGCUUAAAAAUCAUUCUUUAACAUGUCUCCUCCCCUUCAUCUACACUGAUUGAAGUGGUUUAACAAGUGACAUCAAUAAGAGAUCAUAGCUUUCAGCUGGAUUCACCUGGUCGUUCUAGGUCAUGGAAAGAGCAGGUGUCCUUAAUGUUUUGUACACUCAGUGUAGCUCUGGUUCGGUUUUCUUUAAUUAAACAGCCACUACAAACUUCGGCUAACUUUAGCCACCACAAGCUAGCAGUCAAUGGAAGUGAUAAAGGGAUGGGAUCAUGUAUGUCUUUAAUGGCCAUAUCAUCUCCAUAUUUGGUUUCAUGUCACGGCAGGGUAGCCUAGUGGUUAGAGUGUUGGACUAGUAACCGAAAGGUUGCAAGUUCAAAUCCCUGAGCUGACAAGGUACAAAUCUGUCGUUCUGCCCCUGAACAGGCAGUUAACCCACUGUUCCUAGGCUUUCAUUGAAAAUAAGAAUUUGUUCUUAACUGACUUGCCUAGUUAAAUAAAGGUAAAAUAAAAUUAUAGGCAGGGCUCCAAAUAAAAAUAAAUCCUUAAGUACUAAUGCAUCCAACUUAGAAAGGUUAGGAGCAUAAUAUAAAAUUCAGGAGAAAAAUUGAUUGAGAUACUUUAUAGCCUAUAUGAAUUCCAGCUACUUCUGAAGCACGUGGCCUAGAUAUUAAUAUGUUAAGACAUUUGGUUAUUACAAAAACCUAAUGUUGAUACAAAUACCUGUUAUUGAAAUUACAAAGGAAUAUUAGGUUUGUAUGUUGUGUAAAAGCACCAUUUUUCUAUUGAGUGUAAGUUACCAGGUUGUUAGCUAGAACACUGUACAAGGUGUAGGCCUAAAAGGUUGUUAGCGGCCCGCGAGUAAUACUCACUGGGUGAAAAGAGUCAAUAUCAAGGGAUAUCUUUAUCUAUAUAUUUACAGAUAUCUAACCUUUUAUUCAAUACCUUAUAUGGAAUAGACAUGCUCCAGAUACGCAGAUUCUCCAGAUUCUCCGUAAUGGGACAGUUUCUACAUGCAUCCAAUCCGGACCUACAAAAUCUUCCUGCUACCAGGGAGAUAUUUGGGGUGAGAUACAUUCAAGACACGCACCUGAUACCCGCUUAGGUGCAAAGCUGUCAUCAAGGCAAAGAGUGGCUACUUUGAAGAACCUCAGAUAUAAAAUAUAUAAUUAUUUUAUAACACUUUUUUGGUCACUACAUGACUCCAUGUGUGUUAUUUCAUAGUUUUGAUGUCUUCACUAUUAUUCUACCAUGUAGAAAAUAGUAAAAAUAAAGACAAACCCUUGAAUGAGUAGGUGUAUCCAAACUUUUGACUGGUACUGUAUAUUUUAAAGUUCAAUCUUGUAGGUCUGUGUCAUGACUUCCGCCGAAGUCGACUCCUCUCCUUGUUCGGGUGGCGUUCGGCGAUCCACGUCACCAGCUUUCUAGCCAUCGCCGCUCCAUUUUUCAUAUGUCCAUUUGUUUUGUCUUGUUCCAUACUGGUUUUCAUUCCCCAAUCAAUCUACAUUUAUUUAGUCCUCUGUUCCCCAUCAUGUCUUUGUGUGUAAUUGUUCAUUGUUAACGGUGUAUGUUUACGCGCGAUACUUUUAUAGUUUAUGUUCCGUGUUUUUGGGCACUUAUGUCAUUUUUGUGCCUAUUGUUGAACAGAAUAAAAGUUGCGCCUGUUUACUCUA